AUGUCUGACGAGAAAGGGGUCUCUGCCCUAAUUAGCGCCAUCAGGACACUCCGAGAUCGACUACGAAAGGACAUCGACGGCUUACGACAGAUUCACAAUCGCUGGAGAGAUGGCAACCCGUCUGCGAUGAAUCUGAUUGCCCAAUUGACGGCAUUGAAAUCCAACCUCGGAAACAUCCAGGACUGGUUGAAUUGUGCCGUUCAAGAUCUGCACCCGCAGCUACUGUCCGAUUUGGAUUUACUGACGCAUUCUUGCGAAGUACUCGUACGACAUGCAGAUUGCCUAAAUGAGCGCCUUAGAUAUCCAGAUCAUGGGGCUGUCGAUUGCGCUGCAAAGAUGAAGUACAAACUUGCUAGUAGGACCAUGGACCGACUGCAGACAGUUGCCCAGCGACAAAGCGAUGCUGUGACGUUGUUGCUUGCGGCAUGCAACUGUACCGCUCAAGCACAGCGCAAAAUCCUGCUGCACAAGAGUCGCCAGAUCAGAAAGGAAGAUGCAGCAAACCUCAGAACCCUUUCACAGUCCUCAAGAUGGAAUGGUAGCUGUAUCACAGGCCUCACACAAUUGUCGCGUUUCGUCCAGUGGCUCAGAGUCAUCUUACAUAUCAAACCUUCGCGCAGUGACCUUGAAGGCGCGAUCUCACCUACUGACGAAGAAUACGAACAAUACGCAGCAGCGGACCGAUCUGAAGCGAUAGACCGCGGCGUCAACAGUGGAAAAGACCUCAUCAUGCAUCAACUAAAAGUGCUAUACGCUGAGGGUUAUUACUCCGCAGAGGAGCGCAUGAAUUACCGUUGUCAAGUCUACCAAGUUGUUUACGCGCUGAUUCACUCCAUCACCACUUUGUUGAAAGACACUGGUGUCAUACUCCCUGCUGAGCUUAAUCCAGACUUCGCUAUCUUACUGAACGAACUGGAUGCGGGCACGGAGAACUUCACACCUGAAGUUGUCAAGGCCAUUACUAGGAUCUGGUCUUGCUCCGAGUUUGCCAGGAUCUAUGUCAAGAAUUUCGAGAUCGAAUUUCCGCAGUAUGCUCCGUACUUUGCACAGGAGAUACCACGCAUCGCUGAGGAAGACUAUAUUCCCAUCGAGGCAGACAUCAUACGACUCAACCAAUCCAUGCGCGGUAUCAAGGAACUGCGCUUCAAUUGGGACGAGCUAGAUGUCCACCUAUUCAAUAUCAAAGGAUAUGUUCCCCAGCAUUUCCGCGAACGCUGGUUUCACCAAUUGGAAGGCGCUACAUCGCUCAUCUACGCAGUGGACAUGUCUCUAUACGAUAAGCCCAAUUCACAACGAGCAGGCGAAUCCCUCUUACUCAAUGAGCUAGCAGCCUUUGAAAGCUGGGUCAACGAACCAGUUUUCGCCGAAUCAUCCAUAAUACUCAUUCUUAACAACUUCAACCGCUUCAUGGGGAAGAUGCCAUACUCGCCUUUGGAAAAGGUGUUCCCAGAUUACGUAUGCAAUGAGUCUGAUCCAGAGAGUUCGGCUCGCCAGUACAUCCUCCGCCGGUUCAAAAACAUGAACCACCAGGGAUUACCCAUUUACUCGUUCUGGGUCGAUCUCGACGCUAGCGAUAACAAGCAACUGUACGAGGCGCUUAAGAUUACAAUUACGCAAAUCCAGCAGCGGAAAGGGAUAACCGAGAGAUCGUGUGCUGGUACCACAGCUACCGAAUCGAGUGUGCCGUCUAGUAACAAAAGCGUCACACAUAUUUUGAGACCAAGUAGGAGUAGAAGUUUUUCGAAACUGAAACUACAAAACGACCGACUAAGAGUUUUUGAUCCUAUGCCAGGCGAAGGCAGCAUGGGAUCGAGUACACGGUAGACGUUUAUUGGAAGAGAGAAAUAGACAGCUUGCGACUAGCCCAGUCGAUUCUCCUUGAGUUACUAUUGCGGGCGUUUCUGGAUACGGGAUACCAUUGUGCGAAUUUUAUUUUGGAACUAGAUAGAAGCGAGCACAGCGAUGAUUGAAGCAUGCACGUAGGUCGAGAGGAAAGGACUGUAGAUUUUCUUUGCAUACUAAUACAUCCACAACAUC
This is a messenger RNA of Pyrenophora tritici-repentis Pt-1C-BFP, 2037 nucleotides long. The record is from RefSeq and is a predicted model, not a curated record. NCBI's taxonomy places the organism in Eukaryota, Fungi, Ascomycota, Dothideomycetes, Pleosporales, Pleosporaceae.